AUGUCGACCACAAACAACGUUGCUUUCACAGCUCCUCUGAACCCUCCUGGGGCUACUACUAUCCUGAAAACAGAGCAGAUCUGGGCAGGCUUGCUUCUUAAAAUCCGAUCGGCGCAGACGUUCGUCCCAAAGGCUAUCCAAUCCACAGCAGUCAUCUCCGAAACCCAUGACUCCUCGACUGGCAAUCCUGUAACGGUUCGCGAUGUCGUCUUCCGCGAGGACCAGCGCACAGUCCGGGAAACAGUCACCGCUUAUAAACCUUCCAGGGUUCUCUUCAGCCAGCCAAAUGGCAGCGUUGUGAACAACAUUGUCAGCGAAGGCGCUGAUGGAGAACUAUACAUGACUUAUACUUUCGAGUGGAACCAUCCUGAUGCUUCCCAGGAAGAGCUUGGAGCUCUGCUUGAAAAGGAGAAAGCAAUGGCCAGGGGAGCUGUUGAGGGAACGAUUACAAAAUUGAGAGAGCUUGUUGAGAGUGGGAACCUUUAG
Molecule: messenger RNA, 486 nt
Organism: Penicillium chermesinum
Lineage: Eukaryota; Fungi; Ascomycota; Eurotiomycetes; Eurotiales; Aspergillaceae
Product: SRPBCC family protein
Exons: 1
Coding region: 1-486 (161 amino acids)
Source: RefSeq, a predicted model, not a curated record